Molecule: messenger RNA, 948 nt
Organism: Purpureocillium lilacinum
Lineage: Eukaryota; Fungi; Ascomycota; Sordariomycetes; Hypocreales; Ophiocordycipitaceae
Source: RefSeq, a predicted model, not a curated record
AUGAAGCUCGCCGGUCUCGUCUACAUCAUCCCACUCCUGGCGGGAGUGUCCGCGCAGGACGACGCGGAUCGGUCCAAGUACUCUGAGAUCUGCCCCGACAAGCACGAGGACAAGAAGACGUACGACAAUGGCUACGAGAUAACCUACCUUUGCAAAGCAACCGGCAAGGCGGACACGCUUCUCAGCACGGACACCAUCAAGAACCCAGACGACUGCGCUAUGGCCUGCAACUCUCAGAAGGGUUGCAAGGGCAGUGCGUGGCGCUACACCAACAACGAAUGCACCCUCUACUCGGAGGGAGAGACGAGCGACGCAGAGCUCCGUGCGAGCAUUUUUAUGCGCCGCGAGUCCCCCGAGGAGGAGGAAGAGAAGCCAGAGGAGGGAGAAGCCGAGGAAGAAACCCAGCCGGUGGAUUGCAGCGAGACGGAGCACGCGCUGAAGGACUGCGAGGCGAGCGAGAAGGAGCUGACGGACAAGCUGGCGACUUGCAACAAGGAAAAGAAGGAAUGCUGCGACGGCAAGAAAAAGUGCGAGGACGAGAAGAAGAAAUGCGAAGACGAAAGGAAGAAAUGCGGCGCCGACAAGGCCAAAUGCGAGGCCGAGAAGAACAAAUGCCAGGCGGCGCUCAAGAGCUGCGGCAGCGGCAGCCAACACAAAGCCAAGGGCCCCGCGAUCCCCAACUGCCCGCACAUCCACGGCCAGACGGCGCGCUACGGCAACCGCAACUUUGCGACGUGGUGCAACCACCUGCUGGGCGGGGCGCGGACCAUCUACAAGCAAAACGCGCUGCCCUUUGAGGAGUGCCUGGCGGCGUGCUCCAAGGACGGCGGGUGCAAGGGCGUCCAGUACAUUCUCAACACGGACGCGCCGUGCAAGAUGCAGGGGGUCAGCAACGGACAGGCUGGGCCGGCGACGACCUGGAUGAUGGUUGCCGCGGCUCUGCGCUAA